Molecule: messenger RNA, 498 nt
Organism: Triticum urartu
Lineage: Eukaryota; Viridiplantae; Streptophyta; Magnoliopsida; Poales; Poaceae
Source: RefSeq, a predicted model, not a curated record
GAAAACUUCCACAUCAGUUCCCUUUCUUUUCUCUUCUCGUCCGACGAAGGAGAGGAGAUGGAGGCAAAGAAGAGGGCGGCCACCAUUGCCGCCAUCUGCAUGCUCCUCAUCAUGUCAGUGCCAUCCCAGCAGCGGGUGUCCGCCAUGUCCUUCUGCGACUGUUACCGGCAGUGCUACCCCGGGUGCAGGCAGAGCGUCCCUUGGUGGCUCUGCAACGUCAACUGUGCUGGCAACUGCGACGUCGGCGACCGGGAGGACACCCUUGCCGCGUGCAUCAUGGUCUGCAGCACGGACUCUGCACCAACAUAUGCACAAGGUGUUGCGGAUUGUAUAGCUGAGUGCAACAAGAGGUGGGGGCAAUAAUUAACGCCAAGUAACCUUCAAAAUAAAGAGCUGAAGAAACUGUGGAUCAUGGGAUCAUAUGAUGUUGAACGCCUGUCACUGCUGAACCAAUCAAUAAAAUGUGUUCCGUGUGCGUCGGUGCCACUUUUCUGAAUA